Molecule: messenger RNA, 1755 nt
Organism: Lagopus leucura (white-tailed ptarmigan)
Lineage: Eukaryota; Metazoa; Chordata; Aves; Galliformes; Phasianidae
Exons: 8
Coding region: 196-1635 (479 amino acids)
Molecular function (GO): protein binding
Source: RefSeq, a predicted model, not a curated record
GGAAUUAAAAAAAAAAAAAACAACCACAACACCGAAGCACAUCAGCUCAGCACCGUCACAGGACGCAUCCGGGCACAGUCGGGGCGGGCACGGAGCGCACUGGAGGUUUUGGCCGCCCAUGGUGGUCGCUGGUGGCCCAAGUGCUCGGGCACGCCGAGGGACCCAGCGCGGCCAUGUAGAGCAGAUGGGGACGGGAUGAGCCCUGCGCUGCGCCUGCUGCUGUCCCUGGCCAGCUGCGCCCUGCUGCGAGGUACACCGCUGCCCCCCCGGGGGGUGCGGCUGUGGGCUCAGAACUUCCACGUGCAGCUGCGGUGGGAGCCCGACCCGCAGGCACCGAACGGGACCGCGUACCAGGUGGAGUGGAGGAAGAGAACCUCCCGCUGGACCAGGGCAGACACCUGUGGGGGGAACAGCACCGGUUCAUCCUGGGUGUGUGAGCUGCGUUGUGAGGACAUCCAUGGUAUCUACUGGGCGAGGGUGAGAGCAGUGCAGGAUGGCGAGCCGUCCCCGUGGGUCAGUUCCAACGAGCUGCUGCCAUACAGAGACACAACUGUGGGCCCCCCCACCUUAUCCUGGCAGCUCCAGGGCCACAACCUCAGCAUUAAACUCAGUGCACCGCUCACCCCGUACCAGAGCAGGCAUGGAUCCUACAAACCGCUCAGCAGAGUGCUGCGGAAGCUGCGGUACCACCUGCGUCUGUACCAUGGGGAUGUGCUCCAGCAGGAGGUGCCCUGCAGGUGGACCACCAGGAAAGCAUCGUGUACCUUCAGGUUCUUGAUGCCCAGCACGCAGUACUGCAUCCACACGGUGGCAGUGGGCAUAGCCCCACAGCGGAGCCUGGAGGCUGAGCAGUGCCUGGUGACACCAGCAGGUCCUGCAGCCUUCCCCUGGGUGCUCCUGGCUGCGAUGGUUGCUGCCCUCCCACUGCUGAGUGUGCCUGCUGUCUGCCUGACCUGUGUGUACAUCUUCCCGAAGUCCUCUGAAAUGCACCUCCCAAAAAUGCUGGCUCUGCUGCCCAGCAGCGCUGCGGUGCCCACCCUGGAGCUGCAGGAGGAUGCACCAGCCCCACUGCUGCCAGCCCCCAGCGAGCACCCAGCACCCGCAGCCCCACUGCUGCUGGGGGGGUGGUGUUUCCAGGAGAGGAGCGGUUACUGCCCCAAUGGGUUUGGGAUGGAGUGGCACGAGGGUAGGACUGCACCCAGCUCCCAGCCAAGCUCCUGGGCACCAGCACUGGAGGAGGACGAGGAUGAAAGCGACAGGGAUGCUGCGGCGGUGUCUCCAGCCAGCAGCGUGAUGGAUGGGAACUAUGGGACAUCAGAGACGUGGCUCUCCCCGCACCUCCAGCUUUAUUCCACAGCUCUUGGAGCGGGCAGCAACCUUCUUCCUGCCCUGAACACCAUCAGCUUCAGCCCUGGUGAGCUGCAGGAGGACGCAGCUGGGUCCUGGGUACCACUCAGCUCUGUGAGGUUACCAGAGACCGAGCUGGGGGUGGAUGACAGCAGCACGCAGCAACGGGGCUGUCCCUGCAUGCUGCCCAGCUGGCACACAGGCACACCUCACGAGGAGGAGGCAGCAGCACCCCCAGAGCAUCGCUUUGCCUUGCUGGGGGCUCCUGAAGCAGAGUGCAAGGAGUGAGAGCCACCACCCAACCCCCACAUCUUUAUUUAUCCCCCUGUGGCUGUAGAUGUGUGCAUGAAUAGGGCACGGCCUGAUGCAGAUCUGUACCUGUGCACACACAGACAUCUCUUGGUUAGA